UAUCGUUAGAUUGUACAAAUUUUGAAGUUUAACUUUUAACUGUCACUUUGUUUUAUAAUUUAAUAAACAACUCAAUUAAAAUAGUCACUAACGAAUCUUAACCUUUAAAUAUUCGUAUAUUUAAACUACUGUUGUUGUUGUUUACUCACAAACUGUUAUCAAUUUCUUAUGCUUGCCGCUUAUUUUGACGAACAAUUUGGAUUUUGGUUUUAUUUUCACCAAUAUUUACUUGAUUUUAUUUGGCUCUCUUCUAUGUACUUAUCUCAUGCCUUGUCCUCUCUGUUGGAUUUGAGAACCCCAUUUUGUUGACUCAGAUGUUCGGGCAGAACUUCGGUUCUUACUUCCAAAGUCCAUCUAACAUGCAAGAACCGGAUGGCAGUGCACAGCAAACCUUCCAACCCAAUAAUAACGGUAGUGGGGCCGGUGAUAGUAGAGAUAACAACAUUGACAAGACCAAACUUAUAGUUAAUUAUAUACCACAAUUCACUACUGAACAGGAGCUGGCUCCUAUUUUCCUUAAGAUUGGCCCCAUUGAAAACAUUCGUAUCAUGAGAGAUUUUAAGACUGGUUACAGCUUUGGAUUUGGUUUUGUUAAAUAUACAACACCAGAACAUGCCGCACAAGCAAUUGAAAAGAUUAAUGGAAUGACAUUUAAGGAUAAACGCUUGAAAGUGUCCAUUUCUCGUCCUCCUGGUCAGGAAAUGAAAAAUUCAAACUUGUAUAUAACAAAUCUGCCGAAAGAUAUAACUGAACAGGAGAUUGACGAAUUAUUUGGACAGUAUGGUGAAAUUGUACAAAGAACAAUUUUAAAGGACAAAAUAACAGGAAUGCCGAGAGGUGUAGCCUUUGUUAGAUAUUCUAAGGGAGAAGAGGCUCAAAGUGCCAUAGCAAAUUUGGACGGGAAAUUGCUUGAAAAUGGUUAUUUACCACUCAAGAUUCGCGUUGCUGAAGACCACGGCAGACAAAAAGCUCAAUUUUAUUACGACUAUAUGAGCCAAUGUAUGUUCAACAGAGGCAUGAAUAUUAAUCCAUUUAGAAGUAAUACAAUGUGCUUUAGAAACAUGCAGUUGACGAGAAGUAGCAUGCCGCCGCUGAGGGGCAAUAGACAGUUGAAUACGUUAGGGCCCAACCGUUUUAUGUCGAUGGGCGCUGGCGAUAACAUAUUCCAGAACCCGAUGUUUUGGUGAAAAAAUAUCGUUAGUGGUGUGGGUGUGUGAAUGUAUCGUGCUGAAAAAUCGACCACCCCCUUUCCUCGUUUUUUAUUAUUUUAUUAUGUAUAAUUGAAUAAUUCAAUUAUCAAUUAUUAUUAAUGCUAUUAGAAUUCCCAUUGGGUUUGCCAACGUCGUCUCAUUUAUUAUUAUAACUUUUUUUUUGGUCCCUUCUAUCGUUUUAUUCACACCCCCUUUUCCUUUAUCCACCGCCCACUGGUUUUUGUUUUGUUUUGCUGUCUCAUUUUUAAUGUCAUUGGUGGCGGUGUCGUCGAUUUUUUAGCACGUCAGUUUUUACUUGACAAAAGAAAAAAAAAAAGAAAAGACUGCAUAUUACAUUUUUUGUUUGUUGUUAGAGUGUUUUAUGAUUUUGUUUUUUUGUUGUUGUAUCUAACGAGUUCUUGAGGACAGUAUAUUUUAUACAGCUUUUUUACUUAACUAUUUAUUAACCCCUAGUGCCUUACAAUUAAACUCUGUUGUUCUACUCGUGUCUAGUAGAUGUUUAAUUGUUUUCUUUUUUUAUUUUAUUUUAUUUUAUUUAAAGUACGCGGGGAACCACUUUUCACCUCUUAUUGCUGGUGACUGAACUAGAGACACCAAGAGAAAUUUUUAUUUUUUUUUUUCCUCCCUUUGAGUUUAUUCUGUUCGGCAGCAGGUGCUUAUAUUUUAUAUAGUUUUUAGUUUUUAUUUUUCGUUUAUUUUAGAGCUUUAAAAGAACGGUAUUUCGUUAAAGGCACAUUGUCAUUCGACUGAUAUUUUUUAGCAACUGUAAAAUUUGUUUUCAUGUGUUCAAUAUAUUGUUUGUAAUAAACGUUUAGCUUUUAUUAUAGAAAAAAGAAGAAAAACAAAAAACAGAAACGAAUUAAGGUUUCUUUGUCUAUUCGACAAGUGAAUGUAAAGCUGUUGUUUUUGAGAAUAAAUAAAUGAACAAAUAUAUUUUAAAUAAUAAACGAACUUUAUGUGUAUUUCUUUUGGGAAUGGGGUGGUAUGGUGACAGUUUUGGGUUCUUUGGGGCUGGGCAAGAAUUUGAUGAAUAAAUGACUUUAAAUAAUAAACGAAGUCUUUGUUUUCUUUUGUUUAGUGGGAUAAGGUGAUAAUUUGGGAAUGUAGUGGGUUUAUUGGGUUGGGCAAGCUACUUAAUUUUCUUGUUUAUUGAAAAUGUGUAUUUGUAAUCCAAAAUCACAUGUAUUUUAUGACCUUCGUAAGCAUGGGCCGUGUGGCCAGUCUUCCCGCACUCUUUUAAUAUAUGGUAUAUCGGUAGGGUGUAUGUACCUGCGACCCACGUAACUGUA
Molecule: messenger RNA, 2500 nt
Organism: Agrilus planipennis (emerald ash borer)
Lineage: Eukaryota; Metazoa; Arthropoda; Insecta; Coleoptera; Buprestidae
Gene: Sxl
Product: protein sex-lethal-like
Exons: 5
Coding region: 315-1187 (290 amino acids)
Cellular component (GO): ribonucleoprotein complex
Molecular function (GO): RNA binding
Source: RefSeq, a predicted model, not a curated record